GCAGACGAGGCUGUGACGCGGCCGCCGGCCCCCGGGCUGGGUACUUUGUCGCGCGGCCGCUUCCCCCCGGCCGGGCCCCCGCCGUCCCGCGUUCCACAGUGCGCCUGGCCCCCGGGGGGAGGGUGGGAGGGAGGGAGAGGGCCGGUGGGCGCCAGCGGCCCACGGCGGGCCCCACGGAGCCCCUCGACCCGCCGAGCCUGGAGCCGGGCCCGGGCGAGGAAGCCGGCUCCAGCCCGGAGCAAACUUCGCAGCCGGGCGGGGGGUGGCGGGGACCCCGUCCGGAGCCGGAGGAGGGGCCGGCCGCGGGCCCUCCCGCCGCUGCUCCCGCGUCUCCGGGCACCAUGCUGUCCAACUCCGGUGCGGUUCCUCAGCCCGCCGCCGCCGCCGCCGCCGCCGCCGCCGCCGCACCAUGCUGUCCAGCGCCGGUGCUCUUCCCCAACCCGCCGCCGCCGCCCCCCGCCCCGGCCCAGCCUCACCCCCCGGCCCAGCCGCCGCCGCCGCAGCCCCCGCAGCAGUUCCCCCAGUUCCACGUCAAGUCGAGCCUGCAGAUCAAGAAGAACGCCAUCAUCGACGACUACAAGGUCACCACCCAGGUCCUGGGACUGGGCAUCAACGGGAAAGUUUUGCAGAUCUUCAACAAGAGGACCCAGGAGAAAUUCGCCCUAAAAAUGCUUCAGGACUGUCCCAAGGCCCGCCGCGAGGUGGAGCUGCACUGGCGGGCCUCCCAGUGCCCGCACAUUGUGCGCAUCGUGGACGUGUAUGAGAACCUGUAUGCGGGGAGGAAGUGCCUGCUGAUUGUCAUGGAGUGUUUGGAUGGUGGAGAGCUCUUUAGCCGAAUCCAGGACCGAGGAGACCAAGCCUUCACAGAAAGAGAGGCGUCAGAAAUCAUGAAGAGCAUCGGUGAGGCCAUCCAGUAUUUACACUCGAUCAACAUCGCCCAUCGGGAUGUCAAGCCUGAGAAUCUCUUGUACACCUCCAAAAGGCCCAAUGCCAUUCUGAAGCUCACUGAUUUUGGCUUUGCCAAGGAAACCACCAGCCACAACUCCCUGACCACUCCUUGUUACACGCCAUACUACGUGGCUCCAGAAGUGCUGGGCCCAGAGAAGUAUGACAAGUCUUGUGACAUGUGGUCCUUGGGUGUCAUCAUGUACAUCCUGCUGUGUGGGUACCCCCCGUUUUAUUCCAACCACGGCCUUGCCAUCUCUCCUGGUAUGAAGAGUCGCAUCCGAAUGGGCCAGUAUGAAUUUCCCAACCCGGAGUGGUCAGAAGUGUCAGAGGAAGUGAAGAUGCUCAUCCGGAACCUGCUGAAGACAGAGCCCACCCAGAGGAUGACCAUCACUGAGUUCAUGAACCACCCCUGGAUCAUGCAAUCAACGAAGGUCCCUCAAACCCCACUGCACACCAGCCGGGUCCUGAAGGAGGACAAGGAGCGAUGGGAGGAUGUAAAGGAGGAGAUGACCAGUGCCUUGGCCACGAUGCGGGUCGACUACGAGCAGAUCAAGAUAAAAAAGAUCGAAGAUGCGUCCAACCCUCUGCUUCUGAAGAGGCGGAAGAAGGCUCGGGCCCUGGAGGCCGCAGCCCUUGCUCACUGAGCCGCUGAGCCUGCCCAGCUCUACUGGAGGACAAGCAAUAACUCUCGACCCGAAUAUAUUUUUCAAAUGAAGAGACACAGAACUGUCCACUUCCGCCUCCCCUCCUCCUUGGCUGCGUGGAGCCUGGACCUCGUCAGAGGCUGAGUUCUGGCCGCCCCCGCGAGGGAGCCGCUGGGAGGCCAGGAGGGCGUGGAGAGAAGGAGCGAGAUGCUCUUGGACCUGGGCUCCUUCUGCGAUUUUAUCAGUAAUUUGACUUAGAAUUUUUAUGAAACCUCUUUUAUUGUUCUUUCCCUCACUCUCGCCGCUCCUCUCCCCCAGACCCCUGCCUCUCUGGACCCUGCAAGGGUUUGGGGUUUGUUCAAGGGUGUUUGUGGAGACCGUGAUGGGGAGCGUCCCUGUGUUGUCCCAUCUGCCCUCUCCGAUUUCCCACUACAGCCCGGUCCCCAAUGGCUGAGGCAUCCUGGGAGCUGCAGGCCACGGAGAGCUGGGGCCAGGCGGCCGCCCCUCUGCUGCUGAGCUCUCAGACGCCACCAGUGUGCCAGGCAGAUGGGAGUGAGUGUGGGUGGGUGUGUGUGUGUGUGUGUGCCCGUGCGCGUGUGCCUGGGUCAGGGCCUGGGCUUGUGCAUUUGAGGGGCCAGGGGCAGGCAGGGCUGCGGAGGGGGGCCCCCCGUGGCUCAGGAAUCCUCUCCCUCCUCGGGCCUGCUCUGCCCGCGUCGGGCCUGCCGAAGUGCCUGGGAAGCCUGUCCAGAUCCUGAGCCAGGCCGUCGUGCCCGCCUCUGUGAGCUGGUUCCGGGGGGGGGUGGAGAGGAGUGACUUAGCCCCCGCCCGGACAUCCGGAAGACUGGAGCCCCGCCCCGGGACCCGGCUCCCCUCUCAGUGCUGGGCCGGGUCCUCUGCGGCGCUGAUAUACCGAGUCACCUCUCUGCUUCCCCUUCCUGCCAUUAUUAACCCAUUUUCUUUAUUUUCUGACAUUUUAGCCAUUUCUCAGCAGGCCCCCUCUCAGCCCUCGGGGGUGAGCCUGGGCGGUUUAUGAAUGACACAGAGCUGCUGCCUUUCCGGGCCUCCCGGGGUCCGGGGGCGUCGGCCAGCGAGCCCUGUGGUCGAAGGCAGCACCGCUUAUGUGGCCCUGCUGUAAACUCCGCCGUGUGGCCCUGAGGGUGGGGGGGGGGGUCUUCGCACCAAAGAUGUCCCGACUCUGCCCCUUCCCCAUCAGCCGCCGUGCCCCCACCCCAAACAACUCAGCAUCGCGUGUCCAGGCCAGUGAGGGGGUGGGGUGGGGAGCCCCCACGUAUGCAUGAGGAGCAGUGUGAGGAGAGGCCCUCUGUGCCAUGGUCCCUUGGGGCAGGGGUGGCACUAAUAUUUCAGCUUUCAUCUCCCUCAGGGGCAGGGUUUGGGGGUGGGGGGUGUCCAGGGUCUUCUCUGGGCAGGGGGGAGGGCUCUGAGGACCUGCAGUGCCUCCCUGACUCUGACGGUGUGUCCAGCACUCAGAUUGUUGUAAACUGUUGUUUUGUAUGAGCAAAAUUGUCUUUACUAAACAGAUUUAAUAGUUGAAA
Camelus dromedarius (Arabian camel) is the source of this 3145-nucleotide messenger RNA. It is a transcript of the gene MAPKAPK2, whose product is annotated as MAPK activated protein kinase 2. The record is from RefSeq and is a predicted model, not a curated record. Gene Ontology annotation, cellular component: cytoplasm; nucleus. Gene Ontology annotation, molecular function: ATP binding; mitogen-activated protein kinase binding; calcium/calmodulin-dependent protein kinase activity. The transcript is spliced from 10 exons. The coding region runs from base 342 to 1592 and encodes 416 amino acids. Gene Ontology annotation, biological process: protein autophosphorylation; intracellular signal transduction; peptidyl-serine phosphorylation. Lineage: Eukaryota; Metazoa; Chordata; Mammalia; Artiodactyla; Camelidae.